Molecule: messenger RNA, 1702 nt
Organism: Anopheles moucheti
Lineage: Eukaryota; Metazoa; Arthropoda; Insecta; Diptera; Culicidae
Product: inactive CLIP domain-containing serine protease A28-like
Exons: 5
Coding region: 39-1292 (417 amino acids)
Biological process (GO): proteolysis
Molecular function (GO): serine-type endopeptidase activity
Source: RefSeq, a predicted model, not a curated record
CAGUGUUCAGACGAGAAGGCAUCACAUUCGCAACUGCAAUGCCUUGUUGGGACGCUCUUUUAGUGAUCUGCAGCUGCUUGAUCAUCGCAUGCGUAGCGAACCGCUACGACCCGUUUGAUCUGCAAGAAUGUCCGGGAGGUUUCUGUGCAAGGAAAGAUGAGUGCCCAUAUGGAAUAUACGACCAAGCAAAUGCGCAGACUAGCGGUAUUAUUGUGCUUCGAUUUCGUGAUAAUGUGUGCCGGCAUGGGAAAGUGUGCUGCAAAAAUCCAUGUCCCGGUGGAUAUUGCAUUGCGAAGCACCUAUGUCCUGACGGCACGUAUAUUGAUGAUCCAACACUUGCCCAGAGUACUCAGCUCGUUGGAUUGCGCGUGGGGCUUGACAUAGAUGAUAUCGACUCGUGCGCAGAUUAUUUACUAAAAUGUUGUGAUUAUCAAGCCACUGCAACAGUUAAUCCACUUGACAGUUGGAACAAGCCUGAAAUACUUCCGAAUAACAUUGAAUGCGGACAGUUUAACAAUGAUGGAUUGCACUAUCAACUGCAUCAUAAUGACUCCUUGGCACAGUAUGCCGAAUUCCCUUGGGUGGUUUACAUAAUGAGAGGUGAAAAACAAAAAUCAUCCCCGGCGCAUAGUAACUUUGUCUGUGGCGGUACUUUGAUUCAUCCUCGGUUUGUGGUAACAACGGCUCACAAUACGGAUGGCAAAUCGAAUUUGAUCGCACGUUUCGGCGAAUGGGACAUUAGCACCACAAACGAACCAUACCCACACAAGGAUAUCAGCGUCACGGAGAUCAUCAAACAUCCCGACUAUGUGCACAACCCCAUACAGAACGAUAUUGCACUGUUAAAGCUUGCGGAAAGCGUACAAUACCACAAGCAUAUUCAACCAAUAUGUCUGCCGCAACCUAAUGAUCAGUUCGUAGGCGAAAGUUGCAUCUCCAACGGCUGGGGCGAGCAGCGUGGAGUGUACGCGAACGUGAUGAAGAAAAUAACGCUUCCAGUUAUUGCCAAGAACAAGUGUACCCGUAUGCUGCGCUUUGCUGGGCUUGGACCAUUCUAUGAUCUCCGGGAUGGUUUCAUCUGUGCUGGUGGUGAAGCCGGUGUCGAUAUGUGCAAAGGCGACGGAGGAUCACCACUCGCGUGUGAAACUGACACGGGAUCUUUCGUACUUGCUGGGAUUGUUUCGUGGGGCAUAGGAUGCGGGGGGCAUAAUGCACCGGGUGUGUACGUUGCAGUGAACCAUUACGUAGAUUGGAUCAAUGAACAUCUUAUAGAUAUGGAUAUUGUUUUGUGAGCAGCUAGGCAGUCGUGUAGACGCUACGCAAUUGACGUAACACGUCAAGAUGUUGGGAGCGAGUGGUAAUGUGUGCGCUCAAAUAUAAGUGGUUGCAAUUGUAACCCCGGCGACCGUACAUCCGUGUAUUAAAGUGUCCGAAAUAUAACAGAUAUUAGGAUGUAAAACAUGAAAAUGAGCAGCUCCGUUAGGAAUAUAUAUUGGAAAGUAAAAGAUGCGCUGUGCAAUCUCGCUUCUCGUUCUCCAUGAUCUAUGACCUUGGGUAGAUUUCGUACCGGGAAAUUCACAACUUGGCUUAUCAAGAGAUGCUUUAAGAGGGUACGCUGUUUUACAAUAACAGUAAACAUGUACUGAACAGCUAUGUCGUCCAUGCUUUUAAAGCUGCCGCGAUCAGUCGAAUACAAUCGUCA